AUGAAGGUGUGCUCUCACUUGCUGUUUUUCUCCUGUUGGCAUUGUUCUAUAUUCACUUUGGAUGUGUUCACAAAGGUUCGCUCCCUUGUAUUAUUUGGCUGGCUGUGGCUUUAUCUGGCGCGAGGAAGGCUCUCUACAUCCCCCUGCAUCAUCUCUGUUUUGCAGCACCCCGAGUGGCACACCAAGUCGGAUUGUUUCCUCAGCUCCCUCGAUCACUCCCUCAGCCGCGUUCCACGAGGAAGCAGCACACCACGCUGCGGCAUCUCGCUCUGCCCCUCUGUGGAUAAAGGCAGUGGGAUAGUGAUCUUGAAUCAUACAGCUAAUGCCCACGAGAUCCUUAGACAGCUUCAAGAUCAAACCACAUCCCACUCUGAAAAUUGCACAAAAAUUGAGGACAUCCUCACACUUGGCCUAAGAGCAGGCCACAUUGACCUUAACCUGUUCCUUUUUCUACAGAAGAAGAAUCCCUGA
Molecule: messenger RNA, 471 nt
Organism: Pelobates cultripes (western spadefoot toad)
Lineage: Eukaryota; Metazoa; Chordata; Amphibia; Anura; Pelobatidae
Source: the annotation of a GenBank genome assembly